GUCACGGCGUAGUGUUGAGUUUGUUAUUGUGUUGUUCGUAUCAACAUCAACAAUUAUGGAGCGGAUGUAAAUAUAGUAAACGGUGUUACUAAACAGCACAAUCGGAAGAUGGGGAAAGAUCACGAUCUUCUCGAAGCUUCGAGGAAUGGAAAUGUUCUGGUUGUUGAAAAGAUCCUUAGCAGUCGUCGCAAAAGCGGGCCACUUGCAAUUGGAAGUUUGCUGAGGAAAGGUGCCAACUGCCAGGACAAUAGUGGCUACACCCCCCUCCAUCAUGCAGCACUCAAUGGACACAAAAACGUUGUCGCAGUACUAUUGCAACACGAGGCUUCAGUGAAUACCAGUGACCACAAGGGGUCAGCACCUCUGCACCUGGCAGCCUGGAGCGGAAAUCUUGACAUUGUCAAGUUGCUGCUGAUGCACGGACCCAUCUUUGCGCAAGUCAGUCAGCAGAAUAAGGACGGUGAGACGUCGCUGCAUUCUGCAGCUCAGUACGGUCACACCGAAGUCGUCGCCGAGUUACUGGAGCACGACGGUGACCCGACGCUGAGUAACAGCCGAGACGAGACGUGUCUCGACCUCGCCGCGCAGUACGGCCGCCUCGACACCGUCCAGCUGCUCGUGCGCAAGCAUCCCGAGCUGCUGACCAUCAUCAGCCUCAAGCACUCGCCGCUGCACCUCGCCUCGCGCAACGGUCAUCGCAGCGUCGUCCAGUGUCUGCUGGACGCCGGCUACGGCGUCAACACGCAGACGGAGACGGGUAGCGCGUUACAUGAAGCAGCACUGUACGGCAAGGUAGACGUGGUGAAGUUGUUGCUGGAUCAAGAUAUAGAUCUCAGCAUCUCCGACAAAACGGGCCAGACUGCCAGUGGCCUGCUACAGGGACAGACAGGGCCAAAGUCGAAGGAGAUAUUAGAAUACAUUCGAGUAAAGGCCGACUCUGUUGAUGAAUUGACCGGCCAGGUGCAUCCUAGGAGCUGUUCCACAGCCAGCUCUCUCUCCCAAUCAUCGCAGAGAUCAGGGGACAGUGCGCAGUUGGGUUUUCUAAGCACCCGUGAGGAUAUUUACCAAACGCCACCACGACCUCACUCAGAAUCCUCUAGUGACAGUCCAUUUGAUUCUAGGAGGGGCACCACUUCGUCUAAUUACCUAUCUAUGCAAGGCUCAUUACAGACGCCACCUAGUAGAGUCGUGAGGUCCGACAACCUUCUCGUGGCCCGCCGCCGCUCGCCGCUUGUCGCCGUCGACAGGCAACCGGCCGCGCCCCACUCGCUGCUGGCGUCCGAAGUUGCCCUGCCGCCGCUCGAGCGUGAGGCGUGCCUGCGGAAACACUCCAGCUCGCUGAGGUUCGGCCUGCGCGGCCUCGUGUCUUACGCGGCCGGCGACGACCGGCUCGCCAACAUAAAAGGAAGCCCGAGCCCGCUGCGUCUGCAUCGCCCCGCCGCCAGGGGGGCCACACAGUGCUCCAAACCACACUGGCAGCAGGAUCUGUGUCGGGUUUCCAGCAACCACACGGGAGCAGGAUCUGUGUCGGGUUUCCAGCAACCACACCGGUAG
This is a messenger RNA of Priapulus caudatus, 1554 nucleotides long. RefSeq names its product ankyrin repeat and sterile alpha motif domain-containing protein 1B-like. NCBI's taxonomy places the organism in Eukaryota, Metazoa, Priapulida, Priapulimorpha, Priapulimorphida, Priapulidae. Gene Ontology annotation, cellular component: cytosol. The record is from RefSeq and is a predicted model, not a curated record. The transcript has 11 exons. Gene Ontology annotation, molecular function: protein binding. Bases 109 to 1554 code for a protein of 481 amino acids.